Messenger RNA from Drosophila rhopaloa, 582 nucleotides. RefSeq lists its product as uncharacterized. Lineage: Eukaryota; Metazoa; Arthropoda; Insecta; Diptera; Drosophilidae. The record is from RefSeq and is a predicted model, not a curated record. The transcript is spliced from 4 exons. Bases 29 to 457 code for a protein of 142 amino acids.
UCGGAAUUUUAUACAUUUUUUCAUUAGGAUGUGCAAUUUCCCAACUAUAGCACUCAAAAUCUCACUGCUGCUUUUAAUACCCAUGAACAUAGCGAUAAAUAUCGGGGAAUUAGUAUUCACCCGUAUACGCUUUAAACCCAAUACGAAUGUGUUUCUUCUAAGCAUAAACAUACUAGCGUGCAUCAUUAUGCUGGGUUUUCUAACAGCGGGAAUCUAUGGGACUUUUCGGAAUAGGAUCAAAAUAAUAAGGACGCUGAUGUUUUCCAUGGUGGCGUUCUGCUUGUUUAGGGUGGUCAUGUGGAUAGUGUGUGGGAAUCUGGAGGUAAUUUUAUCCGAAACCAUCACUCACGUAUGGUUCCAGAUCAACACGGCGGUCUCGAUACUCUGUCUGAUUGUGACUGUCAUGUUCUGUAUGCGGCUGCAUGAGCUCUCUCGACAGUUUCUACAAGGCGUUUAGUCUAUAAGAAAAAUAUGAUCUUAGUAUUCUUAACUAUGCCAGUACUUAUCGAAUUUAAUUCAAUUUAAUUUUGAUAUCGCACACUAAAUUUAAGAUAAGUUUUUAAAAUUUUAAAAUUACUGUAC